CCGUUACAGAUUCUGAACGUUGCUUUUCCUUCCUUCCUUCCUUCCUUCUCCUUCUAUACUGUUUAUUUCUCUCUCAAGUCGGGUCCAGGGAAAGCUCUAAUGGCGGCUUCUGUGGAAGCUUCGUCUCCGUCUUCCUUUUGCAAGGGUUCUCCGAGCUUGAAUGACUGUUCUUCUCCUCCGAUGUUCAGUCCUCCGUCCAACGAGCGGUUCUGGAAUACUCUUCGAAGUCGCGUCGAUGCGCUUCUCGAGAAUCGGAAGCUCGACGAGCGGUCCUUGCCGCCUGCACAGUCGAACGCGGAAUCAGAAGGGAGAUCGAGAAGAAUGAAGGAGGAUUCGAUGCUUUUGCUCAGGGGAUUCGAUUCAGUAGCCCAGACGCUCUCGCAGCUCUCAAACAAUCUAGAGAACGCCUUGCAGGGAGCUAGGGAUUUAGCUACACCGCCCACAAUGACUGAUUUAGUUCAAGCUGCACUUAAUCAAGCCAAGACGGAUGAAGAAAACCAAUUAAAAGAAGGGAACCAAUACAAGGAAGAAGAUAAUGAAGUAGACAAGAGAGGGAUGAAGAGGAAAUUGGAUUCAGAGCAAGUGGAAGAUGAUGGACCAUUAGAAAAAGGAAAAUGCCCUGACGAUAUGAGGAAGAUUCAAAAAGCCAAAAAUAUGGCGAUUUCCAUGGCAACAAGAGCCGCUACCAUGGCCAGAGAAUUGAAGUCAGUUCGAUCGGAUCUAAGCUUUAUGCAGGGGAGAUGUGCUGUGUUAGAGGAAGAGAAUCGAAAGCUUCGUGAUGGAUUAGGAAAUGGGAUCCAACCAGAUGAAGAUGACUUGGUAAGGCUUCAACUGGAGGCACUGCUGGCAGAGAAAUCGAGACUGGCGAAUGAGAAUGCCAACUUGAAAAGGGAAAACCAAUGCCUCCACCAGCUUGUGGAUUAUCAUCAGAUGACCUCGCAGGAUCUUUCGGCAUCGUAUGAGAACCUUGUAAAAGAAAUGGGCCUGGAAUUCUGUUCUCCUGACGGUGAGGGGGGAUCUUAUAAGACACCAUGUACGCAUUUGUCAGAAUUCUCCAAGUCAUUGGAUGAGUAUUUUGAUGAGGAUUAGUAAAUUAGAAGCAGCAGCAGUACUGUAGAGAAAAAGACUGAUUUUUGCCUUCCUAUUAGGUAUAAAUUCAUUUAUUUGUUGGUUC
Messenger RNA from Andrographis paniculata, 1174 nucleotides. RefSeq lists its product as uncharacterized. The coding region runs from base 100 to 1089 and encodes 329 amino acids. Lineage: Eukaryota; Viridiplantae; Streptophyta; Magnoliopsida; Lamiales; Acanthaceae. The record is from RefSeq and is a predicted model, not a curated record. The transcript has 6 exons.